UAGGGGGGUUGCGCCAGGGUUGCGCGAACCAAUCACAGCCCAGUCUGUAUGCGCACUCCAGAGACGACGACCAUGGAGCGAAGUCGUGUCCUCUUCGAUUUUACUUCUAACUUUUGGGUUUAAUUCGUAGUAAUUGGAGUAAGGAGGAGGAGAGCAGCCCCCCUGAGUGAGAAGUUAUGGGGGAAAUAGAGGGUUCAUACCGGGUCCUGCCUACUCCUGGCACCAGACUCGGAGCCCAGUUCAACGCCGGGAUCAGUACAUUGGAGCCCGGUCAGAGCCUCAGUGCCAACAUGAUCAGUGGGAACCGCAACCAUGGAAGAGGACUGCAAAUCCGUGUGCAAGGGCUGGAUGAAACUCAGGAGUUUUUCGACAUUGAUCCCAAGUCUCUGGGGCAGACACUGCUGAUGGAGGUUUUCCAAAGAGGAAACAUUAUGGAGAGCGAUUAUUUUGGCCUGGAGUUUCAAAACACGCAGAUGAACUGGGUUUGGCUUGAACCGACUAAGCUCAUUAUGAGACAAGUUAGAAGGCCUGCAAAUACACUAUUUAGACUCUCUGUAAAAUUCUUCCCUCCGGACCCUGGUCAACUUCAGGAAGAAUAUACAAGGUACUUAUUCUCCCUACAGAUGAAGAGGGAUUUAAUCGAGGGAAGGUUGAUCUGCAGCGAAAAUACAGGAGCCCUGUUGGCAUCUCACCUUGUCCAGUCUGAGAUUGGAGACUAUGACGACGCUGCCGACCGUGAGUUUCUGAAGACAAACCGGGUGUUGCCUUAUCAAGAUAAAGUAGAGGACAAGAUCAUGGAGCUGCAUCGGAGACACCUGGGCCACACUCCAGCUGAAUCAGACUUUCAAAUCCUAGAAAUCGCCCGAAAACUGGAAAUGUAUGGCGUGCGCUUCCACCCCGCAGCCGACCGUGAAGGCACCAAGAUCAACCUCUCUGUGGCACAUAUGGGGCUGCAAGUUUUUCAGGGCAAUACAAAAAUCAACACUUUCAACUGGUCCAAGAUUCGCAAACUGAGCUUUAAGAGGAAACGCUUUUUGAUAAAGCUUCACCCAGAAGUUCAUGGCCCUCAUCAGGACACUCUGGAGUUUAUGAUGGGCAGUCGAGACCAGUGUAAAAUCUUCUGGAAGAUCUGUGUAGAGUACCAUUCAUUCUUCCGCCUGUUUGACCAGCCCCAGCCCAAAAACAAAGCCAAACUGUUCACCAGAGGCUCCUCCUUCAGAUACAGUGGAAGAACUCAGAAACAACUUGUGGAGUUUGUUAAAGAAAAUGGAGCAAAGAGGACGCCCUACCAGAGGAGGAACAGUAAGAUACGAAUGUCUUCUCGCUCUAUUACCAGCGAUGUGCCAAAACAGAGUUUGGCAUUCAAUGACAGCCUCCGGGCCCAAGGCUCUCCCUCUUCUGUAUCCUUCCACCCAGCGCACAUGUCCAACAUCUCCAGCCUCCACUCGAGACAGGACAUCCCACCGCCCUACGGCCUCAUCCACUGUGCAGCCCUUCCUCAGCAGCAGGUUCAGCCACAGUCCCCUCCUCAGUUCACCAGACCCCCCAGCCCGCCGAAGGAAGACUCUGUCAAGACCGCUGCCCCGUCUCAGUUGGCUUUUCAAGAUUCGGUGGACAGCCCGCAGCUCUCCCCAUGUAUCUCCAAAGGCCCUCUCUGUCUGUCUCCCUCCUUUCAAAUGUCGACCCUGAGUCUGCCGGGACACACCUCGCCCCUGCAGAGCCCCAUUCUGACUGAAGGGGGCAGCAAUGCCAAACUAGAGGAAGAGGAGGAGGGCAGGAGGAAGCGUUACCCUACAGACAAGGCCUACUUCAUUGCCAAAGAGAUUCUGACCACGGAGCGAACAUAUCUGAAGGAUCUUGAGGUUAUCACUGUGUGGUUUCGCAGCGCAGUGAUCAAAGAGAACGCAAUGCCCGAGGGCCUCAUGAACCUUCUCUUCUCAAACAUUGACCCCAUCUACGAGUUUCACCGUGGCUUUCUCAAAGAACUGGACCAGCGGCUGGCCCUAUGGGAGGGGAGGUCAAAUGCUCACGUCAAAGGGGACUACCAGAGGAUCGGUGACGUCAUGCUCCGAAACAUGUGUGCGCUAAAGGAGUUCACCAGUUACUUGCAGAAACAUGACGAGGUGCUGACAGAGCUGGAGAAGGCCACCAAGCGUCUGAAGAAACUGGAGACAGUUUAUAAAGAGUUUGAGCUGCAGAAAGUCUGCUAUUUGCCUUUGAACACGUUUCUGCUGAAGCCCAUCCAGCGCCUCAUGCACUACAAGCUCAUACUGGAGAGGCUGUGCAAGCACUACUCCCCAGCACAUAAGGACUACGACGACUGCAAGGAGGCCUUGAAGGAAGUGGCUGAGAUUGCGACUCAGCUCCAGAGCAGCUUGAUCCGACUGGAGAAUUUUCAAAAACUGACAGAGCUGCAGAGGGACUUGAUCGGGAUCGAAAACCUGACCGCCCCUGGACGAGAAUUCAUCAGAGAAGGAUGCCUAUACAAACUGACUAAGAAAGGCCUGCAACAGAGAAUGUUUUUCCUGUUCUCAGAUAUGCUUCUCUACACAAGCAAAGGGGUCACAGCAACCAACCAGUUUAAAGUUCAUGGCCAGCUGCCUCUUCACGGCAUGAUUGUGGAAGAAAGUGAAAAUGAGUGGUCUGUCCCACACUGCUUCACCAUCUACUCUGCUCAGAGGACCAUUGUUGUGGCUGCCAGCUCAAAAGUGGAAAUGGGGAAAUGGAUUGAGGAUCUGAACUUUGCGAUCGACAUGGCCAAAAAAUCUCAGGAGAAGUCCACUGUGUUCAUUGACUCUCAACUAUGUGAUCGCUCAAAUCGCUCAUCGGAUGAGGUUUCUCUGGAACAGGAGUCGGAGGAUGACAUGAACUCAUCGCGCACGUCUUUAGACAAGCAGACACACCACCGCGCCAACACCACCAUGCACGUGUGCUGGCACCGCAACACCAGUGUGUCAAUGUCCGAUCACUGCCAGGCCGUGGAGAACCAGCUCUCUGGAUACCUGCUCAGAAAGUUUAAAAACAGCAAUGGGUGGCAGAAACUCUGGGUUGUUUUUACCAACUUCUGUUUAUUCUUCUACAAGACCCAUCAGGAUGAUUUCCCACUGGCCAGUCUCCCUCUACUGGGAUACACAGUGAGCACCCCCGAUGAGUCUGACGGCAUCCACAAAGAGUACGUCUUUAAACUGCAGUUCAAGUCCCACGUGUACUUCUUCAGAGCGGAGAGCGAGUACACUUUCGAACGAUGGAUGGAGGUGAUCAAGAGUGCCGCCAGUACGACGGGCCGGAUGACUUUGCUCAUCCCCAAAGGAGGAACAGGUCCCAUGGAAAUUAAUGGGAAUGGCAUUUAGGUAUUCAGUUUCACUCUGAGGGCUGGGCCUUCAGCAGAAACAUUUCACUUCUAACAAGAAUCAAAGCAAUUAAACUGGAACCUGAGCAAUACUGCCAGUUUAUCAUGUAACAUUUCUAAUUACGUGUGCGUUAUUUUUGUUUGUUUUUCAUUGAUGUAUAAGAUAACACUUGUUGUGAUGGAUCACAAGAGAGAUACUUUAAUGUUAUAUGCUGCCUAAUCAGGCUAUUAUUGACUGAUCAACAUAGCAGGUUAGUAUUAUUUUAUGGGACCAAUUUGAACCCAAAGGACUUGACCCUUGGAUUUUUUUUCUUAUUUUGACUGAAACUAUGUGGUUUUGAUUUGAACAAAGAUGACCUAUAGCAUGUGUGAAUGGUGUGUCAUAGACACUUUACGUUGUAAUUCAUGGUACAAGCUACUGUGCAAAAGUGUGAUUUUUGACAAUAAAGGUGUAUCAAUGUAUACAUUACAAAAUGUGUUAAAAUAGAUAAAAAGACAAUAGAAAAAUGACAACGAUAUAAGAAAACCUCAAGGAUCAAUCAUCAUGAGCAAAAGCCUUUGCCAAGGCAUUAUAUCUUGCAAUGGUGAAAAUGCAGUGCCCAGACCUAAAACAAAUCUGUUUUCAAUGUGCCACAAAUCUCACAAUUAUAGCCCAGUACAUUUCACUUAAAAGGUACAUUUGUAUGGUUCUGCAUUGUUAUUGGCCACUAAAACUUUUGCACAGUAUUGAAUAACGACUGAAAGGGGAUAAGAGGGUUAACUGAACGUGUAAU
Molecule: messenger RNA, 4122 nt
Organism: Periophthalmus magnuspinnatus
Lineage: Eukaryota; Metazoa; Chordata; Actinopteri; Gobiiformes; Gobiidae
Gene: farp2
Product: FERM, RhoGEF and pleckstrin domain protein 2
Exons: 27
Coding region: 177-3350 (1057 amino acids)
Cellular component (GO): cytoskeleton
Molecular function (GO): cytoskeletal protein binding; guanyl-nucleotide exchange factor activity
Source: RefSeq, a predicted model, not a curated record